Pyrus x bretschneideri (Chinese white pear) is the source of this 955-nucleotide messenger RNA. RefSeq lists its product as uncharacterized. Bases 403 to 924 code for a protein of 173 amino acids. The transcript has 3 exons. The record is from RefSeq and is a predicted model, not a curated record. Lineage: Eukaryota; Viridiplantae; Streptophyta; Magnoliopsida; Rosales; Rosaceae.
UCAUUAAUUUCCGAUUUUGCCCCUGACGGCAAGCCUUUUUCCGUUUAAUUUCAUUUACGGAUCUCCCUACUAGUCUCUAUCCUCCCCCAUUUCUUCCUGACAUUCGAAAACUUCCAUUUUUUCUUUCUUAGUUUCAGAUCUCAACUCCAUGCCUGUCACUAUGCAAAAUCUAUAGAUCCGAUCUGACCCCAAACUUAAUUUUGAUUCAACUCCAUCUCUGUCAAAAGGCAGUCUCUUACAUGCAAAACGAUGCCACUCUCUCUCUCUCCCAAUAUUUCUGACUCUCUCUCCCUUUUGUAAAGAUGAGAAGGGACCUGGACUUUUCACCAACAUCAGCAAAAUAAGCCAUAGAUCAUCUUAUCAUGGACUACAAUUCUACAGCGAUGUUGGCGUGCUCCUCACAUGACAUCCCUCAAUUUCAACAAUAUUGAGACCUUGACCGGUUCUAACUACAAGAAGUGGAAAGAGGAUGUUGAAAUGGUCCUUGGGCUUAUGGAUCUCGAUUUGGCAUUAAGAGAGGAAAAACCUGCAGCUGUCACUGCAGAGAGCACGGCAGAUCAUAAAGCAAAGGUUGAGAAGUGGGAGAGAACAAAUCGGAUGUCACUGAUGAUUAUGAGGAAAGCAAUGGCUCCAUCAGUUAAAGGAGGUGUUCCAAAACAAGAUAAUGCAAAAGACUUCUUGGCUGCAGUUGGGGAAAAGUUUAAAGAGUCUGACAAGGCAGAAACUGGGACUUUUCUAACUCAAAUUACUUCAAUGAAAUUUGAUGGUGAGGGAAGUGUCAGGGAACACAUUCUGAAGAUGGUUGAUCUUGCUCAAAAGUUGAAAGACCUUGAAGUACCCAUGACUGAUCAGUUCCUAGUUCAUAUGGCUUUGAACUCCCUGCCUUCAAAAUAUGGGCAGCUCAAAGUUUCAUAUAACACUUAGAAGGUUAAAUGGGGCAUUGAUGAACUGAUCA